Stegastes partitus (bicolor damselfish) is the source of this 2184-nucleotide messenger RNA. RefSeq names its product gastrula zinc finger protein XlCGF57.1-like. Gene Ontology annotation, biological process: regulation of transcription by RNA polymerase II. The transcript has a single exon. Gene Ontology annotation, molecular function: DNA-binding transcription factor activity; RNA polymerase II cis-regulatory region sequence-specific DNA binding. The record is from RefSeq and is a predicted model, not a curated record. The coding region runs from base 1 to 1827 and encodes 608 amino acids. NCBI's taxonomy places the organism in Eukaryota, Metazoa, Chordata, Actinopteri, Pomacentridae.
AUGUGUAUGAAGUCCCAGUUAUUCAUUAAGUACGUUCGUGUUUCAGCGUUGCCUACAGAUGUCCAGCAGCUGUUGGUGAUUAAAGAAGAAGUUCCCUGUGAAUGGAACUCCAGCCAGCAGGACCCAGAGUUCCACCACAUAAAGGAGGAACAGGAGGAACUGUGGACCAGUCAGGAGGGAGAGCGGCUUAAUGGGCAGGAGCAAACUGAUAACACAAGGUUCCCAUUCACUGCUGUCCCUGUUAAAAGUGAAGAUGAUGAAGAGACUCCUCCAUCCUCACAGCUUCAUCAGAGCCAAACUGAUGACAACAGAGAGGCAGAGCCUCCAACGAGCAGCUCAGCAAAACAGAUGAAAACAGAAAGUGAUGGAGAGGAGUGUGGAGGACCAGAACUCAACAAGAACCCAGAUCCAAACAGUCACAUAGAACCAAAUGCUGAUGGAAAGGCUUCCGACUCUCCUGAGACUGAAGUUGAUGAGAAUGAUAAUGAGGAUGAGUGGCAGGAACCUUUGUCAGACUCUGGUCCUGAAACUGAAGAUGGUGACAAUGAUAGGAAGAAGACCAGGGCAACUGAAUCAGGUGUAAAUAGUGACGUGCAAUGUAACACUGACAUAAAACCCUUUAGCUGUUCUGAGUGUGGUAAACAAUUUCUCUACAAGCAGUCUCUUCAGAGACACAUGACAUGUCAUUCAGGAAAAAGAUCAUCCAUCCGUUUGGUUAAGCAGAAAUGGUUUAGAAUGAAACAAAAAGUAGAUUCUCAGAUGAGAAAUCACACAGGAGAGAAAUCCUUUGGUUGUGAUGUUUGUGGUAAAAGACUUAAGCAUCAGCAUAAUCUAAAAAUACACAUGAAGCUUCACACAGGAGAGAAGCCAUUUGGUUGUGAUGUUUGUGGACAAAGAUUUUCCCGAAACACAUACCUUGAGGCACACAUUAGAGUUCACACUGGAGAGAAACCGUUUGGUUGUGAUGUGUGUGGACAGAGAUUUACCCGAAACACGUAUCUUGAAGCACAUAUGACAAUUCACACAGGAGAAAAAACAUUUAGUUGUCACAUAUGUAAAAAAGGAUUCCGACAUCAGUACAAUCUUAAUAGACACAUGAGCGUCCACACAGGAGAGAAACCUUUUAGUUGUAACAUUUGUGAAAAAAAUUUUAGACAUCAGUAUAAUCUUGAUAGACACACAAGAGUCCACACUGGAGAGAAACCGUAUGGUUGUGGUGUUUGUAAUAAAAGAUUUUCACAGCCAGCAGAUCUGAAGAGACAUAAAAGUGUCCACACAGGAGAGAAACCAUUUAGUUGUGGUAUUUGUGGGAAAAAAUGUAACCAAAAGAUACAUAUUAAAAAACAUAUGCAAAUCCACACAGGAGAGAAACCAUUUAGUUGUAGUAUUUGUGGCAAAAGAUUUAGCCAGAAGAUACAUAUUAAAAAACAUGUAAAAAUCCACACAGGAGAGAAACCAUAUGGUUGUGGCAUUUGUAGUAAAAGAUUUUCUCACCCAGGCGAUCUGAAGAGCCACAGGAGAGUCCAUACAAGAGACAAUCCAUUCAACUGUAGCGUUUGUGGUAAAAGAUUUCUGUGGAAGACCAAUUUUAAAACUCACAUGAGAAUCCACACAGGAGAGAAACCAUUUGGUUGUAGUGUUUGUAGUGAAAGCUUUAACCGAGAGGGAAAUCUAAGGAGACACAUGAGAAUCCAUGUAAGAGAAAAACUGUUUGACUGUGGUGACAGUGUUGCAUCGCAGGGAACUCUGGAGGGACAUGCCGGGGCUGUUGCUCUGCCACCUACCAUCCCACUAUCCCCAGCUAAACUGGAAGUUACCAGGGUUUAAAAUGCCGCUGACCUUAUUCUCAAAUCUGCAGUAGAGAUCACUGUCUAAGCCACCCUAUGUAAGUGUGUCAGAGAACUGCAUUGAUAUGUCAUACCCUGGGUGAAAGUAAGCUAUUCUUCCCAGCUGGCACUGGGGCAGAGGAGAUGUUAUCAUGUCAACUGUUACUGUUGUAAUCUGCAAUUUUUCCACAGUUGUUCAUAUUUUGCAUACUGUUGUACAGUUAGUAAUACAAGAAACGGAUUAUGCUGUGAAUGAUGUUGUGUGCACGAUUGGGACCAUGGUUGACAACAAUCGGUUGACUUGAUGCAACAUGGAUCAUGAAUUUAUUUACAUCAAUAAAUCACAAUUAAAGAGAAA